Messenger RNA from Camelina sativa (false flax), 2178 nucleotides. The record is from RefSeq and is a predicted model, not a curated record. Lineage: Eukaryota; Viridiplantae; Streptophyta; Magnoliopsida; Brassicales; Brassicaceae.
AUAUUAUUGAGAAUGUGUGGAUUAAACAAUCUGUAUUUAGACACGAAAACGUGUUCUAAGACGUGCAUAGCAAUCAUACAAGAUAUGCAUACCAUUUCUUCACAAAAUCCGAACUUUUUUACAACUUUUGGAAUCUGGGUUAUAUCAAUUCAUGAUUCAUGACACCAUCGUGCUUUUGAUAGAAAUCAUAAACCACAAUGCACAGGAAAUAAAAUCUUCCCCUAGUCUUCCCAUCUCUCAAACUUCUGGGAUCAUCAGAAUUAAGAACCGGAAAUGGCGGCACCAAAGCUGGAAUCUUUCAGGCGGGGUAGCAUGUUCGAUGGAUCUUUCAGGCGAGGUAGUAUGUUCGAUGGUUCGUUUAGACAAAGCAUAAAAGAUAGGCUUAUCCCACAACAUACCAGAGGCUAUUCCUAUGUCAACGAAGACGGGAUCCCCAACGAAGACAGUACUUCUGUUCGUUGCUGCUCAUACAGGUACUUCUCCGACAAGAUCACUGCGCUUGUGAAGAAAUCACAGGAUGUUUUUGUUACAGCAUGGACGAUGGGAACAUCUGACCCGAGGAAGAUCAUAUUCUCGGCGAAGAUGGGUUUGGCUCUGACACUUACCUCUAUCCUCAUAUUCUUUAAGAUCCCAGGAUUAGAGCUCAGCAGCCACUAUCUCUGGGCAAUUCUCACAGUAGUUGUUAUCUUCGAGUUCAGUAUAGGAGCCACCUUUAGCAAAGGAUGCAACCGGGGACUAGGAACAUUAUCUGCAGGAGGAUUGGCGCUUGGCAUGGCUUGGAUAUCUGAGAAGACAGGAAAUUGGGCAGAGGUUUUUAAUGCUUCCAGCAUCUUUGUAGUAGCCUUUUUUGCGACUUAUGCAAAGCUGUAUCCAACGUUGAAGGCAUAUGAGUACGGAUUCCGGGUGUUCUUGCUGACCUAUUGCUAUGUAAUAGUGUCAGGAUACAAAACAGGGGAAUUCAUGGAUACUGCUGUUUCAAGGUUCCUUCUGAUAGCUCUUGGUGCCUGUAUUGGCCUCGUUGUGAAUACUUGCAUCUAUCCCAUAUGGGCUGGAGAAGAUCUCCAUAACUUGGUUGCUAAGAACUUUGUGAAUGUAGCGACUUCUUUGGAAGGUUGCAUAAACGCAUAUCUUGAUUGCGUAGCAUAUGAUACGAUCCCAUCUAGGAUUCUAGUCUAUGCAGCUGUCACAGAAGACCCAGUGUACAGUGGUUACAGAUCAGCUGUUCAAUCUACAAGCCAAGAAGACACUCUGAUGGGUUUUGCAUCAUGGGAGCCACCACACGGUCCAUACAAAUCCUUUAGAUAUCCAUGGGCAAUGUAUGUGAAAGUAGGUGGUGCAUUGAGGCAUUGUGCUUUCAUGGUCAUGGCAUUACAUGGCUGCAUUCUCUCAGAGAUUCAGGCUGCAGAGGAUAGAAGACAAGAGUUUCGCAAUGAGCUUCAAAGAGUAGGCAUAGAAGGAGCAAAAGUACUCAGAUACAUUGGGGAAAAACUAAAAAAGAUGGAGAAACUAAACCCAAUAAUAGACAUACUCCACGAGGUUCACCUAGCAGCCGAAGAACUACAGAACAAAAUCGACAAGAAAUCGUACCUUCUCGUGAACGCCAAGAACUGGGAAAUCGGGAAUCGGGAUAGAGAAGGUUCGAGUGACGAACACAAAAUCUCGAAUCUCGACGGGGAUCUAACCCGGAUCUUGGCUCAUAAAUCCCAGAGUGAAGCCACGCUUCGUCCACCUCCGAAUUGGGAUGCUGUUACUACAGCUAAGAACUUGAAUUCGGCGACGAUGUAUCCUCACCAGCAAUCAAGGACGGUGAUACAAACACAGGCGUCGUGGCCUAGCCGGAUCUCUAUAAUGCAGGGAAGUAUGUUACAGCCACCAAUGGAAGAGGCGUCGAUGAUGUACGAGAGCGCGAGUAAUUUGUCUCUAGCUACGUUCGCUUCGCUACUGAUCGAAUUCGUCGCGAGGCUUGACAAUCUCGUGAAUGCGUACGAUGAGCUGAGUGUGAAAGCUAAUUUCAACGAAGCUGUUACUGAGUGAAGACGACGAAACCAUCGGACUGUGUAACCUUUGUAUUUUGUUAAUUAAAUAACUUAAUGUUGAAUUGUUAUUAAUUGACAACGAUGUCGUUGUAGUAUAGUGGUAAGUAUUCCCGCCUGUCACGCGGGUGACCCGGGUUCGAUC